AUGCCUCUAUUUCAUCUCCCGGUCGAGAUAGUCGAGCUUGUAUUCGACGAAAUCGUCAUCUCGCACAACUUUGUGCGUGUAAUGCGAACCCGCCUUGUCAACAGCCAAUUCAAACGCUUCAUUGAUAGUUCUAUCUUCCGUCUCGGUAUCCUAUGUGAUCAGCUCAACACCAAUGACUACUCAUUGCAGCUGGGGAUGUGUUCGCCACGAGAGUCGCUUCCCUAUAUUCACUCUUAUGUGAUGUAUCGGGUUUUAAGAGAGCAACCCACAGCAGCAACCUGCCUCGGCCGUAUCAGGCAUGCUGGACAAGUUCUGGGUGGAUCAGAUGACGACUUAGAAUGUCUCAGCUCUCUCGUUAGCCUUGCCCUCGCGUGCAAUAAGCGGGCAACGGUAGUCAAUGCGUACAGCGCGUUGGGCGACACAGGGGUGGACGUCUUCGUUGCUGCUGCCUAUCUCGGACGGAAGGAUUAUGUUUCUUCAAAACUAAUCACGAAGAAUAUUGCAUCCGGCGGUCGUUUCAGUUUAAAAUCGAUUCAUAGCAAAGUCUUCGGCUCUCCACUGAGAGCUGCUACAGUACAGGGAAAUCUUGAAAUGAUCAAACUACUCCUCUCGCAUGAUUCCCCAGGCAAUAUUCUAGGCACCAAUUCCGCGUCUUUGCUUCACGGAAACAGCAGCCAUAAAGAGCGAGGGAAUACUUGUGAUCACGAACCCGUGUUCAAUUUCAUUUUCGACAUGAUGCUAAGAUCCCGGGCCCAUUUCGGAGACCGCCCGCCAUUUGUUUGGGCUCUUGGCGACGCAUUAUCCCACGCCGCGACCCCAAAAAGCUUUGAGCGAGCUCUUGCUCUAUUACCGCCGUCUCUUGGCUCUUCUACCGAGAAGCUGCAAGCGGCGCUCUUGAGAAGCGUGAAAAAUGGAAAGAUCAUGAUGGUGGGCCAUUUGCUCAAUAAGGGUGUCUCGCCGAACCUUGAUGAUACGUACCCAACACCACUCAUGGAGGCUAUCAGGAAUGGCGAUGACCUAAUUUUCAAGAUGCUCUUGGAUUUUGGCGCAGAUCCCGCUCCUCAAACGAUGCUCUUGAAUCGUGGCCCAGGCUCCGCUCAGCAAAUGAACAGUCCGUUGAUGACAGCUGUAUGGCUGGGUCGGCUGGCUAUGGCCAAAACCCUACUUGAUCGCGGUGUGGACCCCAAUGACGGUUAUCCGGCCCCAAUCGUUUUGGCGCUAUACAAAGAACGUCUAGACAUAUUCCGACUUUUAAAGGAUCAUGGUGCUAGGCUUGACAAACUCGAGACAGGCACCUUUGCCAUGCUGAUAGCCGAGCGCCACGGCCUGUCGUCGAUGCAAGAUGUCUUGUUCCGUGAGGGCGUGAGUUCAGAACAUGACGUAUCGUUGGAAGAUAUCUUGUUGCAUAAGGGGUUAAACCCAGAGUAUGACCUCUCGAUGCAAGAGGCCUCGUUUUAUGAUAACUUAUUGUAA
Molecule: messenger RNA, 1473 nt
Organism: Xylaria bambusicola
Lineage: Eukaryota; Fungi; Ascomycota; Sordariomycetes; Xylariales; Xylariaceae
Product: ankyrin repeat-containing domain protein
Exons: 2
Coding region: 1-1473 (490 amino acids)
Molecular function (GO): protein binding
Source: RefSeq, a predicted model, not a curated record